Messenger RNA from Hemicordylus capensis (graceful crag lizard), 5204 nucleotides. RefSeq names its product aryl hydrocarbon receptor interacting protein (gene AIP). The coding region runs from base 91 to 1083 and encodes 330 amino acids. NCBI's taxonomy places the organism in Eukaryota, Metazoa, Chordata, Lepidosauria, Squamata, Cordylidae. The record is from RefSeq and is a predicted model, not a curated record. Gene Ontology annotation, molecular function: peptidyl-prolyl cis-trans isomerase activity; protein binding. The transcript has 6 exons.
AACUAGCCGAAGCAAACUUCGACGAUUCCUCAAGUGGCUACGGAAGCAAACGAAGGCUGCGCCGGAGCAGAACUUGGGUGUGGAGCCAUCAUGGCGGACCAUAUAUCGCAGCUCCGAGCGGAUGGGAUCCAGAAGCGGCUGGUGCAAGAAGGCCGGGGACCGCUGCCUGAUUACCAAGAUGGUACCAAGGCUACCUUCCACUACCGCACACUGCUUUGCAGCCCAGAUCAGCAGGUGUUAGAUGACAGUCGUACACAGGGCAAGCCCAUGGAACUUAUCAUUGGCAAGAAAUUCAAGCUGCCUGUCUGGGAGACUAUCCUGCACACUAUGCGGGAGGGAGAGAUGGCAGAGUUUUUGUGUGACACAAAGCAUGUAGUUUUGUACCCAAUGGUGUCAAAGAGCUUGAGGAACAUUGCAUCUGGGAAAGACCCAUUGGAAGGACAACGCCAUUGCUGUGGUAUUGCUCAGAUGCACGAGCAUCACUCGCUGGGCUACCCAGACCUUGAUGAGCUCCAACAGAAUCCUAAGCCCCUCAUCUUUGCCAUUGAGAUGCUCAAGGUGGAGGGCCCUGGCUCCUACCGGCAGGAUCCUUGGGCCAUGUCAGAUGAGGAGAAGAUGCAGGCUGUGCCCCUCAUCCACCAGGAGGGCAAUGAACUCUACAAGGAAGGCAAGGUGCAGGAGGCCUCCGCCAAGUACUACGAUGCCAUUGCUUGCCUGAAGAACCUGCAGAUGAAGGAGCAGCCAGGAUCUCCAGACUGGAUCCAGCUGGACCAACAGAUCACCCCCUUGUUGCUGAAUUACUGCCAGUGUAAGCUACUGACUGAGGAGUACUAUGAGGUGCUGGAUCACUGCUCUUCUAUUCUCAACAAGUAUGAAGAUAACGUCAAGGCCUACUUCAAGAGAGCCAAGGCGCAUGCAGCAGUGUGGAACGCAGCUGAAGCACAAGCUGACUUUGCCAGGGUGUUGCAGCUGGACCCGUCGCUGGGCCCGGUGGUCACACGGGAGCUGCGCAACCUGGAAACCCGCUUACGUCAGAAAGACGACGAGGACAAGAUCCGCUUCAAAGGCAUCUUCUCCCAGUAGCCACUGGGCCAGUUGCUGCUGCCGCUGCUGCCACCUCCUCCCCAGUUGGGACCUCCCUCCAUGCCCACGGGCAAGGCAUCUCGUCAGUGGACUGUGGCUCCUUGGCAGGGCUGGCGUAUGCCUGCCCUCCACACAGAUUGGGGUGGGUGGGGGGAUUGGCCCUUCCUGUCAACAAAGUGUGUCAUCUCUGUGCAAACAGUUGCCAAAGUAAGUGAGGUGGGGGCAGGGAAGCCUUUCUGUUUGCCCAGGCCAAAGAUGGCCUCUAAGUGUGUUGCCAGAUCUAGUGUGUGCUGUUGCCUGUCCCUCUUCCGCUCUACACAGUGCCUUUCCCUUUGUUGCUCACAGUGAGUGAAGCUUUGCUCCCUGGGCUGACACAAAGUGUGUGGGCCAGAAGAGAUGAGCUUUGGCUUGGCUUUGUGGGCCAAAAUUUCCCUGCCACCCUCCCUCCUCCGCCUGCCACUUAGCAUCCAGAUAGGCAUAUCUCCGCCUGACUGCACAGCCAUUUUUUCCUUUUGCCACAGAGAGUCCCUUCUGCCUCAGAGCUCAGACGCCAGAAAGAGAUGUAGAGAUGGCCAUUUGUUAUGAAGGUGGCACAAAGCUAGUUGGCAUGCCUUUGAUUGCCUUUCUUUUUGCCACUCCCUUUGUGUACAGUAGCCUCAUGGGCGUCUGUGGUUUCUCCACAGGGUUAUAAUUUCUCCACAUGCUGGGUCUCAGGUGGUGUGUUGGUUCCUAGGUUAUGUUGCCCUUUCCUGGCUUGGUCCUGCUCCCUGGCUGUAUGGCUUAUGCCCUGGAAUCCAGAAAACUCCUUUUUAGGGGAAACGGAGGCAGUAUCUAUAUGCAGGUUAUGGAAAGCAAGAGAGAGGGGUAGGCACUUUGUCAGGCAAAAUCUAGCAUUUCUUACCUGAAAAAACCAAACACAAAGUAGAUCACCUUUCCAAGAACAGCUAGUGGUGGCAGUCAUGGCAAACCUUGGCUCACAUGGUUCAAGUGUUCUGUGCUGCCCAGCAAGGCUCUGUGAUGGUUUUAGCCCGUGGAAGAUGGCACUAAAUCCCGUUCCAUGUGGUGUGCAGACCAGGAUCUGCCGAGUGCCAUUUCCUGGAGAAAGGACAGCUGUCAGUACUCUUAGCUAGUUGCCGUGCAAAUUCCAGCUUGGAAAAAGCUGCAGUAGUUCAGGUCCCUCUACCAAAGAGGAUUCUCUUUUUGGCCUCCCUGCCCGGCUUUCGGCCAUUGGUACACAAUCUUUGCAGUGCCUCCAGCAUCACAGGUGGCGGAUGAGUCCGGAAGAGGCACAGGCCUUGGUCCUUCCUCCAGGCUUAGUCUGCACAAAGACUUUCCAGCAAGGUCUUUGCUGGCAACAUGCUCGAGGCCAAGAAAGCACCAUGAGGAGAGUGCCCAGUAAAUGGCAGCUUCUCCAACAGUCAGGUGGUUUCAUUGCUGGCAUUCAUGUCAGCUGUUCUAUCAGAACCAAGCUAGCUCUGAAAGUCUUGUUUUUGGCAGAGCCAGGGGGGUUGGUGGGGUGGAAUAUGCAGUCAUGAGCAGCUUUCCUCCUCCUCUUUCACUCUUUCAGAAACGGGGCCUCAGGUGACUGGGUUUGCGGAAAGGCUUAGGGGGCAAGGAGCAUGUACCCAGCGUUUUCCUCUAUAGGGAAGUUAUCUACAUGCUAAAACAUGCCUCACUCUGUGAGUCUCCCUUCUGGAUGUGGGCCUGUGCAUACCAAAAUGGUGCCUGGACCCCGCAUCGAGGUGCUGGGGGUUUAUGGACCACUGAUCAGAUUAUCGGGAUUGUUACUUGUGAGAGUGCUGCUCACUCCUAUUGCAAGAGGAGGCUCAUUCCGGGCAGUCCCCCUGCAUCCACCAGCUGUCAGAGGUGUUCAUGGACCGUGGUGGUUGGUGGUUGUGGUGGUGUAGGAAAGCUUCACCUCUAGCCACUCGAAUGAUUGCUGGGGCACCUGUUUUGAAUGCUCCGUCUUAGCCACACACUUCUCACCCCACCCCCACCUCUGGUUUGGGCUGUAGUUCAAGUGAAAUUCCCCAGUCCCCUCCCCUGUCUGCCUUCUCCGCCUCCACCAGAGAUAUGCUGGGGCAGCUAUUCCCGCUCAAUCCUGUGCUGUGCUGCUUCUGGAUUUCAUGCUGCUCUGGCUGCAUCUGGUACUGGUCGAGGUGGCCGCCGCCGCCGCCGCUGCUACCAUGUUGUUGAGUUUAGUCUCCCUGCUUCUGCACUGUGCAGCUAGCAGGAGAGGGAACCCUUUCUUGCUGAGACAAAAUGGCUGAGAGGAAUUAAUGGCAGCAGACUGGGGAGUCUGUCUAAUGGGCAGUGGGUGGUAUAGAAAGGUUACCAAGUGUUUGUCAGAAUGUGAAGCUGCUCCAGCUGUUCCCUCCUUUUCCCAACGAGUUGGUCCCAAAGUAGUCUCGGUGUCAUCUUUGGCCAAUAGUGUUAUGGGUUCAGGUUUAAGGGGCCUGUUUUCUUGCACAGUUAAUUGCCAAACAUCAUAAUUGGCUGAAUUUAUGCUGCGAGAGAGACGCUUUUAAAAAACAAGAGCCCCAGUCCUGCCAAAGUUAACCAUUUUUAAGUCACAUUGAUUUCCAAGGAAGUUCACACUUAGCUCUUAUUAAAAUUCAGGAGAGCUGGAAGUUGUGCUCUAGCAGUACAGCAUGAAGUUCAAUCACAUGCAAGUACCCUGCUUGGUUCAACAAAACUGUGGAGCUUCAGACAGCUCGCCCGAUUGACUAUGGCUGUAUAGCUUCUUUGCCAUCUAUUUUAAUGCCCGCCAACUACAGGCCCAGGCCCAUCUUUUCUCUGUGUGUUACACAGCUGUUGGUGAAAGGUGAUACAGCACCUUUGUAUGUGACUAUAUAGCUGAAGUGGGGUACCACAGUAUGGAUCUUCGAUGCUAUUGGCUGUAUCUUCCUUGCAAUCUCUUUUAUAGAACAGGCAUUGGUGUGUGGUUCAGUAGCUAGAGCAUGACAUUUUGGCUACACUGACGGAAAAAUGUAGGAGCAUGAACAAGGAAUUGCAGGCACGAGAAAUGAGCUCUCAGGGCAUGCUUUUACUGGGUCCAAAAAUUCAACUCAGGUGGAUGUACAGAUAACAAAAAAGAUGGAGAGUAUUAGUUACCUUCUCCUUUCAAAUUGUCUGAGUCACCUUUGCCUCCUAAAGUGAUGUACAUAGGAUUUUACUUUUUCAUAACUUCCUAUGUAAAGCAGUUUAUGUUGUGAGGGUAGAGGCCACUGGGCAGUAUGUCAACUCAGAUAGCUCCCCCCCCCAUCUAAACAACUAACAGGCUGUGUGCGGGGGGGGGGCAGUGUGGAUUGAGCAAUCUGCACAGCUGAAUUUCCACUGCAGGGGGCAGGAGGGUUCAAUAGCUCUUAGCACCACCUGCCUGAGCAGCCCAUUGCUGUCGAGAUACGCCCAUCUUGGUAACACAUCCCCUUGUUAGUGAAAUGAUGAGAGACAAUGACUCAAACCUGAAAUUGGAGUCAAAAAGAUAGCAAGAGCAGGCACUUUUUCAUGCUUUUUGUGGCCCUGCAGCUUACAGAACUCAGGGUGCUGACCAUUGAACAUUGCCUCUAGGGAUCAAACAGAGAGCUGAGAAAGAAGGGGUGUAGUAUAGAUUAAUGUGAUGGGCCUAAAUCGAUUACUGUUCUUGCACAGCUUCUAUUCAUUUUAGUGUCUCUUGUACAGCAUACAUUACCAAUGGCUUGUGCCCCAUCUAAAUAACUUAAGUAUACAAUCCAAAACUGUGCUAUAAAGUUUCCUUGUCAUGAUAGGGGCCAAUAUCAUAGCUAUGCUUAAGAUUGUAGCAUACAGAAAUCCAAGAAAAUGCUUUUGCUAGCUUUGUUGUUACAUGUCUAGUAUAUUAUCUACUAUACAGCUGCAAGCUGGGCAUGCAUUCCUGGAUCUGAAACACAUCGGGGACAGGUUUGAAUUGGUUGAUUGUGUGAGACUCAUACCAGCACAUCUGUGAAUUCUCCUUACUGCUAGUGCCACUCAGUGGGAGGACAGCAGCUUUGCUUACUGAGUCACUGGGAGACAAACAUCAGUUCUCAUUUGUAUUUCUAUAUUUCAGGUUCACGUGUAUAGUCAAAAUGUUUUGCUAAUAUAAUUAAAACAAUUCCAAAGUA